This is a messenger RNA of Monopterus albus (swamp eel), 2308 nucleotides long. RefSeq names its product PIF1 5'-to-3' DNA helicase homolog (S. cerevisiae) (gene pif1). The record is from RefSeq and is a predicted model, not a curated record. Gene Ontology annotation, biological process: DNA repair; telomere maintenance. The transcript is spliced from 13 exons. Gene Ontology annotation, molecular function: ATP hydrolysis activity; DNA helicase activity. Lineage: Eukaryota; Metazoa; Chordata; Actinopteri; Synbranchiformes; Synbranchidae. Bases 158 to 2059 code for a protein of 633 amino acids.
GGUUGAUUUCACGCACUGACAAUUUGAAAAUCGGUAGUUUCGCGUUCAGAAAUUAAGGGGCAGCUGAGAGAAAGGGGAUACAGAAGUCGGGAUAUAAUUUCUUAAGAGACAGAGAGCAAGGUGCUAUUCACGAAUCAAUUAUCUGGGAGUUGCUGCAAUGUUACCGGGAGAGGAUGGUGCCCAGCUGCAGUGCUGUGUGACCGUGGAGCGGCUAGAUACAUCCGGCCAGGCCCCCCGGAGGCAGCACAUCCGUAAAGCCUCUGUUAUUCUGGGUCGGAACGAGUUCCAAGAGAUUAUGCUCCGCUUCCACGACGGAAAAGUCUCGCAAAGUUACCGCCUCAAAGAGUUUAAACUGUUCACCAAGUUCGCCAGGGAUGGGAAGUGCACCAUCAAACUGCUCCCUGAAAACAUCCAGGUGCUCAUCUCCAACUGCCCCCCUGACCAGCUGAGCCUCUUCCUCAAAACCCUGAGCAUCAAACACCAGGCCUGGCAGAGCAGCAAGCCUCUGAGUGACAGAGAGAAGCUCAGAGCUGGUCUGCCCCGCAGCUUCGAGGCCAUCAGCCCACUGCAGCAGAAGGACAUCCAGAAGGUCAACAAGCUGAGAAGUAAAGAAGCACCCACAGGACUGUCAGAUCGCACCAAUAAGACCACUGUGGCAGGAGGAGGACAACAGGUGAAAAGGUCGAGGAGUGACAGUAACUUCAGCCCAGUGAAGCAGAACCCCAGUAAGAAGCCCGUUCUCUCUCUGCCCUCAUGUACGCUGAAUAAAGAACAGGCUGCUGUCCUCAGUGCAGUGCUGAGUGGCAAGAAUGUCUUCUUCACUGGAAGUGCAGGUACAGGAAAGUCCUUCUUACUCAAGCGAAUCAUGGGAUCUCUUCCUCCGAAGAGCACCUUUGCAACAGCCAGCACAGGAGUGGCUGCGUGUCACAUUGGAGGAACAACAUUACACAGCUUUGCAGGUAUCGGCUCCGGCUCUGCCCCGCUGGAGCAGUGUAUCGAGUUGGCCCAGAGGCCCAGGGUGCUGCAGCACUGGACGAGCUGUCGACACCUCAUCAUUGAUGAGAUCUCCAUGGUGGAGGCCCAGUUCUUUGAUAAACUCGAGUCGGUGGCCAGGUCAGUCAGGAGGUCAUCCGAGCCGUUUGGCGGUAUCCAGCUGAUUGUGUGUGGCGACUUCCUCCAGCUGCCUCCUGUUUCUAAGGGAAAAGAAAAGGCCAGCUUCUGCUUCCAGGCCAGGAGUUGGCGUAAGGUCAUCCAACUCAACAUGGAGCUAACGGAAGUGAGAAGGCAAACGGACAAGUUGUUCAUUUCUCUCCUGCAGGCAGUGAGAGUGGGCAGGGUGACGGAGGAAGUCACCACUAAACUGAUAGCGAGUGCCUACCAUCGCAUCGAGAGGGACGGGAUCCUAGCGACCAGGCUGUGCACGCAUAAAGAUGACGUGGAGCUCACAAACGAGAAGAAACUCCAACAGCUGCCAGGCUCAGCGCGUGUGUUUGAGGCACUAGACAGUGACCCAGCCCUGGUGAAGACUAUAGAUGCCCACAGCCCAGUCAGCAGACUGAUCCAGCUCAAAGUGGGAGCUCAGGUCAUGCUGACAAAGAACCUGGACAUCACUCAAGGUCUGGUGAAUGGAGCACGAGGAGUUGUGGUGGCUUUUGAGUCUGGAAAUACUGGACUCCCACGUGUACGUUUCCUGUGUGGCGUUACAGAGGUGCUGAAGCCAGAGCGCUGGGUGUUUAAGGCUGGUGGUGGAAUCCACUUGAGUCGACAGCAGCUGCCACUCAAACUGGCCUGGGCCAUCUCCAUCCACAAGAGCCAGGGCAUGACACUUGACUGUGUGGAAAUCUCUCUGGCACGUGUGUUUGAGAGCGGCCAGGCUUACGUGGCCUUGUCUCGAGCUCGGAGCCUGGAGGGUCUGAGGGUCAUGGACUUUGACCCCCGUGUGGUGAGAGUGGAUCCAGAUGUUCUCCUCUUCUACAAGAAACUGAGGAAGGAGCGGCUGCUCAUGCAGGCCACCAUGGACGAUUUUUUGGGCAACAGCAGCAAAGAAAACUUUUGUUGAGCAGGAGAAUCACUUUAUCCGUAUGUUAUGCACUGUGUGCAUGAGUCGGCAUCUGUUACACCUCUAUUGACAAUAUCAUUUUCCCUAAAUGACAACGUUCAGCAUCUGCCUCAUGGUUCCUCUUUGAACUGCUACUACUUGAAGUCACACUGCCACCAUGUGGUUAUUUCUGGUACUUUUGCUUUUUGAGUAUUUUUAUUAGACUGAAUUUUAUUUAAUUAUGAUUGUUAGCAUGUAUUCAAAUAAAGU